CAAACAGCGCGCAGCGCAGGCCGAGACUCCGCGUGCUGCGUUUCCCUUCCCCCCUUUCAUCUCCCUUCGCGUUUUCUUCUCCUCCCAGCAACAAAUCUUGGUCGGCUCGCCGGGCACCUUCCCGGCGGCAGCGAUGGGGGACCACGAGGCGCGAGGGGACGACAUGGAGAAGAAGGCCGAGAAGAAGAUCUCUGGCUGGGGGAUCUUCGGCUCCAAGUACGAGGACGCCGCCGACCUCUACGACAAGGCCGCCAACUUUUUCAAGCUCUCCAAGAACUGGAACAGAGCUGCAUCAGUAUACAUCAAGAUUGCUAACUGCCAUUUGAAGGGUGAUAGCAAGCAUGAAGCUGCGUCAGCUUAUGUGGAGGCUGCAAAUUGCUACAAAAAGUUCUCUCCUCAGGAAGCUGCGCAAGCGCUAGACCAGGCUGUUAAUCUAUUUAUGGAAAUUGGUAGAUUGAGCAUGGCUGCAAGAUACUGCAAGGACAUUGGUGAGAUAUAUCAGCAAGAACAAGAUUUGGAGAAGGCGUCAGAUUACCUAGAAAGGGCAGCUGAUCUUUUUGACAGUGAGGGGCAGACAUCUCAAUCAAACACCAUCAAGCAGAAAGUUGCGGAAAUUGCUGCUCAGUUGGAACAGUAUCCAAAGGCAACUGAGAUUUUUGAAGCAAUUGCUCGUCAAUCAAUCAACAACAAUCUUCUGAAGUAUAGUGUCAGAGGCAUCCUCCUUAAUGCAGGCAUCUGCCAACUAUGUAGAGCUGAUCCUGUUGCUAUACAAAAUUCGUUGGAGAGAUACCAGGAAAUUGAUCCGACUUUCUCUGGGACUCGUGAAUACAAACUUUUAGCUGAUCUUGCUGCAUCAAUGGAUGAUGGAGAUGUUGCCAAAUUUACUGAUGCCAUCAAGGAUUUUGAUGGCAUGACACGACUGGAUCCUUGGAAAACGACACUGCUGCUCAGGGCAAAGAAUGAACUGAAGAAACAGGAGGAGGAUGAUGAUGAUCUAACCUAAGCCUUGUUGUAAAAACCGUUUCACGCUUCAAUAUCCUUUGAUUUGUGCAUCAAUUUGAUCUUGGAGAUCCAUGUAAUGGGCAUAAUGAGAUUGUCUGUUUGAUUGUAUAGAACUUCAUUUUCAACUACCAUGUUGGGUGUCAUGUGUUAUUCUGGUCACCACUUUGCUGUCUGAAUGCAAAUUAUAAUAGCAUUCGCUUGUUGCUGGUGUCUUUUUUGUAACAUGUGUCGUGGUUGUAAAGGACUUUAUUUACGCUUCCA
Messenger RNA from Lolium perenne, 1263 nucleotides. Its product is annotated as alpha-soluble NSF attachment protein 2. Gene Ontology annotation, molecular function: syntaxin binding; soluble NSF attachment protein activity. NCBI's taxonomy places the organism in Eukaryota, Viridiplantae, Streptophyta, Magnoliopsida, Poales, Poaceae. The record is from RefSeq and is a predicted model, not a curated record. Gene Ontology annotation, biological process: intracellular protein transport; SNARE complex disassembly. Gene Ontology annotation, cellular component: SNARE complex; vacuolar membrane.